This is a messenger RNA of Aspergillus brunneoviolaceus CBS 621.78, 1029 nucleotides long. Its product is annotated as homeobox domain-containing protein. The record is from RefSeq and is a predicted model, not a curated record. Lineage: Eukaryota; Fungi; Ascomycota; Eurotiomycetes; Eurotiales; Aspergillaceae. The coding region runs from base 1 to 1029 and encodes 342 amino acids. Gene Ontology annotation, molecular function: RNA polymerase II cis-regulatory region sequence-specific DNA binding; DNA-binding transcription factor activity, RNA polymerase II-specific. The transcript has 3 exons. Gene Ontology annotation, biological process: regulation of transcription by RNA polymerase II.
AUGGCUAUCUCAUACGCAAGUGGAAUGACAGCCGAUCAUACGCCAGCCCUUCCUUCCUUCCGAGAGCUUCUUCCUCCUCAUCUCCACGAUGAAAUUGAGUCGACUUCAUAUUUUGCCUCCCGCCAGAAUCCACACACGCGCGAAAGACCCCUUUCAGCUAGUUUCGACUUGACCCCGACUUCCCGAUCUCUGUCCGAUCGCCUGCCGUAUGCCACUCCCUCGAAGCUACCAUUGGCGGACGACUUCCGGCCUGGUGAAGCAUUUCCGCGAGACAGCAGCAGCCCCCUUCAUAGCCGCCUUGCCGGAAAUCCCCCUCAGUCCGCUUCAGCCUCGACUCGAUUUACUUCUCGUGGCCCCAGUCCCAUUCUGCCGUCGAUCCGCGAUCUUCAGUCCCUGCCCGAACGGGGGAUGUCCCCUUCGUCGGCUGCAUUCUCGGAAUCAAGGGGUUUGUCGCGACCCGAGUACGCGGCACAGGAUUUUCGCGCUGGGCCUAUGAGCGGCCACGGUUUUCCUGCGACCAACAUUUCCGGCCCCUUAAAUGAUAGGAGGAGUGCAGAUUCGUUUAUGGGAGGCGCUGGGCCGCAUUCGUUGCCCAACCAGGUCGCAUACCCGUACCCCACGAUGGCCUACCAGAGCGACUCGGAGCAAGUCACCCCGCAAUCGCUAUCCCACGCCCAGCAAUCCAAUUUUGGCAUCCUUGGCGAUCCGAUCGACUCCAAGAAUAAGCGCAGACGGGGCAACUUGCCGAAGCCGGUCACGGAUAUCCUGCGCGCCUGGUUCCAUGAGCACCUUGACCACCCAUAUCCUAGCGAGGAGGAUAAGCAGAUGUUCAUGACUCGUACGGGUCUCACGAUUAGUCAGAUCAGCAACUGGUUCAUCAACGCAAGGCGGCGACAGCUCCCUGCACUUCGCAACCAAAUGCGGAACGGUGGUAAUGACCUCGAUUCUCAGCGGCAGUCACCUUUCAGCGAUGUGGAGCAUACAUCUCCUGAGUCGAUGCCGUCUCCCCACAGGGGCACGAAGCCCUGA